Hippocampus comes (tiger tail seahorse) is the source of this 530-nucleotide messenger RNA. RefSeq names its product amelogenin-like. NCBI's taxonomy places the organism in Eukaryota, Metazoa, Chordata, Actinopteri, Syngnathiformes, Syngnathidae. The transcript is spliced from 3 exons. Bases 1 to 411 code for a protein of 136 amino acids. The record is from RefSeq and is a predicted model, not a curated record.
AUGCCGCCACUCUACCCCCACUACCAGCACUAUGCUCAGCUCGUGCCACCUGCCAUGCAGCCGCCACCCGAACCAGUCCAGCCAUUCAAACCAGUCCAGCCUGUGCAACCAGUAGAAACAGUCCAACCAGUUCAACCAACUGAACCUGACCGGCCUGUCCAACCGGUACAGCAAGCAGAACCAGUCCAACCAGCUGAACCGGUCCAGCUGGUGGAAACCGUCAGAUCUAAAACCACAGAACAAGCACCGCCCACUCAGCCCGAAGUCAAGAAAGAAGAGAAAGCAGAACUGGAAGCAAAAGCUGAAUCCGAGGUUGACGAAGAAGAUGUGAUGGUAUCAUCUGCAAAGAAAGAAGCCAAGAAGAAAAAGAUAACGAGGACUGAAGAUGACAAAGGUCCAUCACCACUUUGACAUUGGCUGAGAGGUUUUGCGGCCACUUAAUUCGGUGCAUGUCUAACCAACUUCCACUGCUUGUUGUCUAUUGCAGAUGAUGGCGGGCUCAAAAAAGACAAAACCAAAGCUGGGUCUGC